Molecule: messenger RNA, 2643 nt
Organism: Leguminivora glycinivorella
Lineage: Eukaryota; Metazoa; Arthropoda; Insecta; Lepidoptera; Tortricidae
Gene: fz4
Product: frizzled-4
Exons: 3
Coding region: 241-1953 (570 amino acids)
Biological process (GO): non-canonical Wnt signaling pathway; canonical Wnt signaling pathway
Cellular component (GO): plasma membrane
Molecular function (GO): Wnt receptor activity; Wnt-protein binding
Source: RefSeq, a predicted model, not a curated record
UUCCUCGUCCUGUCCGAGGAGUUCUCGUUCCCGAAAAUCUUUCCCUCGUUUACGAUACCGCAUACCUGCGGCCGCGGCCCUUCUCAGCGUGCAGCGGGGUCCGCCGCGCGCCUCCGCGCCCCGCCAGCCCGCACCGCACACCGGCCCGAGCCGUCGCCGCAAGAGCACGUCCGCGCCACGUCGCGUCGCGCGCGUAAACAUUCCCGACUACAAUGAAAACAAACUAACUCGUCCUCCGACAUGAAGUGCUUCGCGAUUCUCCUAGUGACAGUGGUGACCGGGGCCGCCGCCGAGGCUUCCGUGCGGACAUGUGAACCUAUCAAAGUGGCCAUGUGCAAGAACAUAGGGUACAACCAGACCGGCAUGCCGAACCUGGCGCGGCACACGCUGCAGGCGGACGCCGACGUGACGCUCCAGACCUUCAGCCCGCUCGUCCAGUACGGCUGCUCCUCGCAGCUGCACCUGUUCCUGUGCGCCGUGUACGUGCCGAUGUGCACCGACAAAGUCGCGCUCCCGAUCGGGCCGUGCCGCGGGCUCUGCGAGAGCGUCUACUCCCGCUGCUACCCCGUGCUGCGCGGGUUCGGGUUCCCGUGGCCGGCCGAGCUCGACUGCAGCCUGUUCCCGGCCGAGAACAACCACGAGCACAUGUGCAUGGAGGGCCCCGGCGAGCGCGCGCCGGCCUCGGGCGCCGUGCCGGAGCCGGGCGCGGGCGCGGGCGCGGGCCCGGCGCUGUGCCGGCGGCUGCUGCAGGCCGGCAGCUGGGUGUGGGUGCGCGGCUCCGGCCGCUGCGCGCAGUACUGCGACGCCGAGGUGCUGUGGGAGAGCGGACCGCGGCGCGCGGCCGAGGUGUGGCUGGCGACGUGGGCGGCGCUGAGCUUCGUGUGCACGCUGGCGGCGGCGGGCGCGCAGCUGGCGUGCGGCGGGCGCGGGGACGCGGGGGAGCGCGCGCUGGUGCUGGUGGCGCUGUGCCGCUGCGCCGCGGCGGCGGGCUGGGGCGUGCGCGCGGCGGCCGGCCGCGCGGCCGCGGGCUGCGCCAAGGACUCCACGUCGCCGGCGCGCCUGCUGCUGGCGCACGACGGCCUCGCCAACCCCAACUGCGCGGUCGUCUUCCUCCUGCUCUACUACUUCGGUCUCGCUGCAUCCGUUUGGUGGGUAGUGGUGGCAGGCGCCUGGCGUGCGAGCGUGCUGCGGCCUCCUAGCGGCACCGGCCGCGGCGACCACUCCUCACUGCUGCAGCUGGCGGCCUGGGGCGUGCCGGCAGCGCUGGCCGCCGCCGUGCUCGUCACACGGGACGUCGACGCUGAUGAACUCACUGGUACUUGUUUCGUCGGGAACCAGUCGAGUAAAUCGUUAUUGGCGCUGGUGAUCAUCCCGGAGGCGAUCUGCCUGCUCCUGGGCUGCGUUUUCCUGUCGUCGGGGCUGCGGGCAGUGCUGCGGCGGCCGGCGCCGGCGCCCGCUCCCUCCGCUCUGUUGAAUGCGCCGCCUCAGCCACAUACGGACCAGAGUGUGUUGAGACUUGGAGCGUUCGCGGCGCUAUACGCGGUGCCGUCGGCGUGUAUACUCGCCACAUGGGUGUACGAGUACGCAUGGCGGGACGAGUGGCUGUCUGCACCGAUGCCGUCUUCGGAGCCGUCGACGCACCCGCGGCCGGCGUUUUGGGUGUUUCUGUUCCGGAUCUUCGCGACGCAGAUACUGGGGGUGAUGGUGGCGGUGUGGAUCGCGACGCCGCGGCUGAAGGCGCUGUGGCGGCGGCUGAGUGGGCCGCAGAAGCCGGUGGCAAGUAAGUGCCCGCCGGGGCCGCCGCCGACGCCGAUGACGCUGCACUGCUACGCGGCGCACGCGCACUCGCUGCCGCGCCACACGCACAAGUACGCCACCUACCGCCCGCCGCAGCAACACUCCUACAGGAAGCCGCGCCACUACCACUACUCGGCGGGUGAAACGAUUCUUUGACCGCGGAAAUGUGAACGAUUUUGGACGUUACUCGUUAUUAAGGGUGCCUUUCGUAUGCAUUUGUUGUUAUAAGUGUAGCUAGAUUGAUACGACGGAUAAAGCACCAUUAGGUUGAUAGGUACCAAGUAAGGGAUAGGUCUGUAAAAUUCAUAAGUGCCAUUGAAGCUUAAUAUUAUGCAUAAUAUUUAUGAUUAAACAAUAAUAUAAAUGAGGACAAUCAACAUUAGUUCUGUUUACUUAAUGAAAGAAUUUAAUUUAAUUAAAAUGAGGUUUGAAAGGAAAUAAGUGCCUCGCAUACUGUUUGAGUUUUUUUAAACGUAACAAACAGUAAUGUCGUUUUUCUAAAGUAUUCAUAUUUUAUUAUAUUAUGUAAGUAAUGUAAAUAUAAACAUGUUAAAAUUGUACAGUAUGUUAGGUUAAGAAAAAACUACAGUUUAUCUAGAGACGAGCAAAUAAUUAUUACCUCGCGUUUUAAUAAAAAUAAUAAAAUGGCGCCUAUGAUGUUGCUUAUGUCCAUGGGACCACGAUAUAUCCACGAUACCGCUUCCAAUCAUCUCGUCUGCUCCUUUACAUACUAUCAAAUAAAAAAUGUCACUUUGAUAAUCGCGUAUUUUGCUCGUCUCUGGUUAUAUAUCGAUACUUAGAAGGCUGUAAAAGAUGUAAAUAUAGUAAAUAAGAGCCCUUUUGGCG